AAGGCACUCAUCUGAAUCUUUUGAUUCUUCUUUCAUUCUCUGCGUUCUCACUUCCCAGUUCCCGUUCACUUUCGUUUAGGGUUUCAUACUUCAAUUUUUCGACGCCGUCGUCGAUUGCCGCCUAUCGCUCGCUCGCUCGCGGAGCCUUGUGAGUUUGACAACCCUCGCCUUGCGGUGUUGCCGUACUUUCGCCAGUUCGCUGCUUGCCCAUCGCUCUCUCGCUCGAGUCGCUCGUCGUCUGAUUCUUCUCUCAUUCUCUGCGUUCUCACUUCUCAUUCACUUUCGUUUAGGGUUUCGCUUUGGUCGUCGUCGACUGCCGCCCAUCACUCGCUUGUUGCUUCGGCUUCACGAACCACGGAACCAGGAUUUGUGGAGGUACUGUUUGGCGUCUUUGAGCUCAAUUGUUUGAGGAAGUUGCAGAUAUGGCAACUCUUGCUGAUUCAUUCCUGGCAGACCUUGAUGAACUAUCUGACAACGAUGCUGAUCUUCUUGAUCAAGAUGAUGUGGAUGCUGAAAACAUGGAAGAAGAUAUUGAUGGGGAUUUGUUAGAUUUAGAAACUCUUAAGUAUGAUGAUUUGGAUAGUGUUUCAAAAUUGCAGAAAUCUCAGCGGUACAUUGAUAUUAUGCAGAAAGUUGAAGAUGCACUAGAGAAGGGGUCCGAUAUGUCAGAUCAUGGAAUGGUUUUGGAAGAUGAUCCUGAAUACCAGUUGAUAGUUGAUUGUAAUGCAUUGUCGGUUGACAUUGAGAAUGAAAUCAUCAUCAUCCAUAACUUCAUUCGUGAUAACUACCGUUUGAAAUUUCCUGAACUUGAAUCACUUGUGAAUCACCCUAUUGAUUAUGCUCGAGUUGUUAAGAAGAUUGGCAAUGAAAUGGAUUUAACUCUUGUUGAUUUGGAAGGGCUUGUACCUUCAGCUGCCAUUAUGGUUGUAUCUGUAACAGCAUCAACAACGAGUGGCAAACCGCUUCCUGAGGAAAAUCUUAAAAAAACCAUAGAUGCGUGUGAUCGUGCUCUUACUCUUGACUCAGCAAAGAAAAAAGUCCUUGACUUCGUAGAGAGUAGAAUGGGAUAUAUAGCACCGAAUCUUUCUGCUAUAGUUGGCAGUGCUGUUGCUGCUAAACUAAUGGGGACAGCGGGUGGUCUCUCAUCUUUAUCUAAGAUGCCUGCUUGUAAUGUUCAGCUUCUUGGUGCCAAGAGGAAGAAUUUAGCAGGAUUUUCCACUGCAACUUCCCAAUUUCGUGUAGGUUACCUGGAGCAAACAGAGAUAUUUCAGAGCACACCUCCAUCAUUAAGAAUGCGUGCCUGCCGACUUUUAGCAUCGAAAUCAACACUUGCAGCACGAAUUGAUUCUUCCAGGGGAGAUCCAACAGGGGGCAAAGGAAGAAGUUUCCGUGAGGAGAUUCAUAAGAAGAUUGAAAAAUGGCAAGAACCACCUCCUGCAAAGCAACCUAAACCUCUUCCAGUUCCUGAUUCUGAACCUAAAAAAAAGAGAGGUGGGCGUCGGCUAAGGAAGAUGAAGGAAAGAUAUGCUGUAACGGACAUGAGGAAGCUGGCCAAUAGGAUGCAAUUUGGUGUACCUGAGGAGAGUUCCUUAGGGGAUGGACUGGGGGAAGGAUAUGGAAUGCUUGGUCAGGCUGGGAAUGGCAAGUUACGUGUAUCAGUUGGUCAGAGCAAACUGGCUGCCAAAGUUGCUAAGAAGUUCAAGGAAAAGAAUUAUGGAAGCAGUGGUGCUACAUCUGGUUUGACGUCUAGUUUGGCGUUUACACCUGUGCAGGGGAUUGAACUCUCAAAUCCACAGGCUCAUGCAAAUCAGCUUGGCAGUGGAACUCAGAGUACAUACUUCUCUGAAGUAGGAACAUUUUCAAAGAUAAAAAGGACUUGAAUUGCUCAAGCUUGAUGUGCAUCGCCUGCUUCUAAUCAAUCUGCACGUUUUAAAGUAGGAGCAAAUUGUGUCAAUUUGUUAAGAAAGCUGAUUAGAGGAAGUUCUACUUUACAUCUUGCCUCAUCAUGUAUUAGGAGGUAGAUUUCUAGCGGUGCUUUGGGCUUGAUGGGUGGCCUUUUAUAAUGGUUUGCUUCUGCUUUUAUUUGGAGGAAGCAAUUGAUCCUUGUAUAAUCAUGCUGAGUUUCAUUUGACUGAAGUUAAGAAGCUGCUUUGUAAAUUUUUUUCUGUUGUUCAUCCCUUCUGAUGAUAUAAACAAUUCAGUUGAGUUAUUUAAAUGCAGUAUCAUUUGAAGUAAGUAAUUUAAAUCAUGAGGAAGAAGCUAAGCAAAA
This is a messenger RNA of Malania oleifera, 2269 nucleotides long. Its product is annotated as U4/U6 small nuclear ribonucleoprotein Prp31 homolog. Gene Ontology annotation, cellular component: precatalytic spliceosome; U4 snRNP; U4/U6 x U5 tri-snRNP complex. The record is from RefSeq and is a predicted model, not a curated record. Gene Ontology annotation, biological process: mRNA splicing, via spliceosome; spliceosomal tri-snRNP complex assembly. NCBI's taxonomy places the organism in Eukaryota, Viridiplantae, Streptophyta, Magnoliopsida, Santalales, Ximeniaceae. Bases 423 to 1880 code for a protein of 485 amino acids. The transcript is spliced from 9 exons.